Molecule: messenger RNA, 619 nt
Organism: Papaver somniferum (opium poppy)
Lineage: Eukaryota; Viridiplantae; Streptophyta; Magnoliopsida; Ranunculales; Papaveraceae
Product: auxin-responsive protein SAUR23-like
Exons: 1
Coding region: 112-426 (104 amino acids)
Biological process (GO): response to auxin
Source: RefSeq, a predicted model, not a curated record
ACAGCCAUCUACAAGUCUGCAUCUAUCACAUUUCAAACUCAUAGAGUCGUACAAUUUUCAGCUCGUCUUAGCAAGCCAUUUUGAAAACACUUUCUCCUUCUCUUCACUUCAAUGGGUAUUCGUUUGUGUUCAGUGGUUUCUCAAUCAAAGCAAAUUCUCAAACUACAAUCUCUCCUCACUCGACCAGCACCCGCAAUAGCAUCAAUAGUAGAUGUACCUAAAGGGCAUUGUGCUGUGUAUGUUGGAGAAACCGAAAAGAAGCGAUUCACACUUCCAGUAUCUUACUUGAAUCAUCCUAUAUUUCAAGAAUUACUAAGUCGUGCAGAGGAAGAGCUUGGUUUUGAUCAUCCCAUGGGAGGUCUCACAAUAACCUGCAAAGAAGUUGUUUUUAUAAAUCUAACUUCUCAGUUGAAUGGGGGAGCAUAAAUCCGAUAAUCUAAGCACUUGUAGAUGGGAUAUUUUUUUUGAAAGAGGGUGGUCAACUCAUGUACACUUUUUUUAUGUUUCUUUAAUUGAUUGUGUAGAGUUAGUAAGACUCUCUCAUUUAAAGAAUCAUUAUACAAAGUUUAUACCUUCAUAGUUUCAACUCAUUUACAUUUUAUAAAACAACUUUGAUGAA